AUGAGCGUCAAGGCACAAAAGACGCUCAAGGCUGCUGACAUUGCUGUGUUGGGCGCUCUUAUGGUCCGCGAUUCUCCAAUCGAAGGAUACACCAUCGUCCCCAUGGAAUGGACAGGAAAGCCUCAUCCGGACAAGCCAGUGACUGACAACCUCCAGGAAGUCAUGACUCAAAUCCUCGACGUCAACCCCGAGUUCGUCGUCAGCCCCGGCCAAAACGACAGCAGCCUCAGUGCCCGCGGUAUCGAGGAAAGAAACAAGUCCGGCGUCAUCUGCAACAUCUCUGGCGACAAAGGUGGACGAUGCUCGACUGUGACCAUCAUGCAGGGAAUCGACUACCUGAAGGGACUCAACGGCGCGUGCGGCGUCGGCGCCGGCGCCGGCCCGCGCGCGUGUGCUCGCAUCAGCUGCUCCUACAACGCUGCUAUCUGGCUGUGCAAUGAUAAUGCAUGGUACAUCCAGCCGAGCUGUAGAUACCUGGGAACAUACGCGGAGGAUAUUGUGUCGAAGUGUGCCCAUGUGGACUUCAAUUCCGGGACCAAGGGGUGGGGCAAUCAAUGGGAUGAUAGGGUGAAUGGGCAGGAGUUUGACACGGAUAACUAUAAUGUUAUUGUGGGGGUUGAUUCUUGUUAG
This is a messenger RNA of Aspergillus viridinutans, 630 nucleotides long. RefSeq lists its product as uncharacterized. Lineage: Eukaryota; Fungi; Ascomycota; Eurotiomycetes; Eurotiales; Aspergillaceae. The record is from RefSeq and is a predicted model, not a curated record. The transcript has 3 exons. Bases 1 to 630 code for a protein of 209 amino acids.